Pisolithus orientalis is the source of this 437-nucleotide messenger RNA. RefSeq lists its product as uncharacterized. NCBI's taxonomy places the organism in Eukaryota, Fungi, Basidiomycota, Agaricomycetes, Boletales, Pisolithaceae. The transcript has a single exon. The record is from RefSeq and is a predicted model, not a curated record. Bases 41 to 433 code for a protein of 130 amino acids.
GUUCAAAUGAAUUGAAUUAAAGUUCAUCAGAGUAAAGCAGAUGGAUCAGACAAGCAAGCUACUUGUAACUUUGCUGAUGCUAGCCUUGCUGAAGUGUGCCAUUCUGUUAACGAUUCAUCUCCUAUUUGUUUCAGCUAUUCAAUGUAUCAAGAGCGUCUCUGGUCGUUCUCCUGUGCAAUGCGUUCCCGAAGAAAACUCCAGGGGAUUGAUAAUGAUCAUCACUGUAAUCAGAAACUUCUUUCUUGUGUCGGCUCAGUUACAAGUCGAGUUGCCGGUUUACAGGCUCUGCUGUGCGUACUCUGCUGGAGUGCGCCAAACGUGUGUUGGCGGACAAAUUCUUUUCGACCGGCCCGAGAAGAAAGCGAGACAUGGGUCCAAUGGGAUAAGUCGACGGGCGCCUUCCGUGCUUUGGUCAAUGCUCCUGUUGCUGUAAAGUG